AUGAGCGCCUCGGCGGCCACCGGCGUCUUCGUCCUCUCCCUCACCGCCAUCCCCGUCACGUACCUCUUCAACUGCCUGGCGGCCGGCGGCAGUUCCUGGACAAUUGUUGCAGUUGGAUUGCUGGUUCUGGUUUUUAUUGCUCUGUUGGCUCGUGUUCUUGUUAAAAGAAAACCACCAAAAGACCCGCUGUUUUAUGUUUAUGCUGUAUUUGCCUUUACCAGUGUAGUGAAUCUAAUAAUUGGACUGGAACAGGAUGGAAUUAUUGAUGGAUUCAUGACUCAUUACUUGAGAGAGGGUGAACCAUAUCUGAACACUGCGUAUGGCCACGUGAUCUGCUAUUGGGAUGGCUCUGUUCAUUAUCUCAUGUAUCUGUUGAUGGUGGCAGCUAUUGCAUGGGAACAAAGCUAUAGAACCAUUGGCCUCUACUGGCUAGGUUCCAUUAUCAUGAGCAUCAUUGUCUUCAUGCCUGGAAACAUUGUGGGCAAAUACGGAACAAAAGUGUGUCCUGCUUUUUUCUUAAGUGUACCGUAUAUUUGCCUUCCCAUAUGGGCUGGGUUCCGAAUUUAUAACCAACCUCCAGUGACUCACGACACUCCAGUCAAGGUGGUUCAGGAAGUCCAGAAGAAAGGACUCUUAAGACGACCAAUAGAUUUAAUGUUAGCUGCAUACCUCAUUCUAGCAACGGGGUUUUGCAUAUUUAGAGGCAUGAUCGCUCUGGAUUGCCCUGCGGAACUCUGCCGGCUAUAUAUUCAACUUCACGAGCCUUAUAUAAAAGAUCCUGCUGCCUAUCCUAAGCUUCAGAUGCUGGCAUACAUGUUCUACUCUGUGCCGUACUAUAUGAUUGCUCUGUAUGGCCUACUGGUACCUGGUUGUUCCUGGAUGCCUGAUUUAACCCUUAUACAUGCUGGAGGACUAGCUCAGGCUCAAUUUUCCCAUAUUGGUGCUUCUCUUCAUGCUCGAACUCCUUACAUCUACAGAGUCCCUGAAGAAGCAAAACAGUUUUUUCUGAUAUUGAACAUAAUGUAUGGGAUUAUUCCCCAGCUGUUGGCUUACAGGUGUGUCAACAAGCCAGAGUUUUUUAUGAAAAUGAAACAAGAAGAAAAAACGGAAUAGCACAACUGUUUUCAGCUCCUCCUUUUGGCUAUGUAUAUAAUGGGGUUGGAUGUAAUUGAACUUCUCCAAUGGAACCCAAAUGAAGCGUGUAAGAUGUGUAAAAUUGCACAAUUGUGUAAAGUUGCACAGUCUGUUUUGUUUAUCCUACUCAAAAAGGGAAAAUAAAGACGACUGCCUUCAGUACCACUUCUCAACAUUUUGACUUUGUGUUGCAGUGGAGCUGCUAGUUCACAUAGCUAUUUUUAAGUAAGCUGCUUUGACAGUUUUAGAAAUACUGCAUGAAGUUAAAUAAUAACAAUGAUGUCAGUGUUUAGCCUCCACACACUGAAGAAUAUCAGUGCUAGCAAUCCCUACACAGAGCUACUGUACAAUGUGAAGGUCAGUAUUUUGAAGUGUGAAAAAUUAACAUACAUAACUCUGUCACAUGCACAUGUUUUAUUUGUCAAAAAGUAUGUCUGUGGGUCAGCCUUGUUAAAAAUCCCAAGAAAUCUUGUAAGAAGCAAUCAACUCUUACGGU
This is a messenger RNA of Gavia stellata (red-throated loon), 1630 nucleotides long. RefSeq names its product transmembrane 6 superfamily member 1 (gene TM6SF1). Bases 1 to 1113 code for a protein of 370 amino acids. The record is from RefSeq and is a predicted model, not a curated record. Gene Ontology annotation, cellular component: lysosomal membrane. NCBI's taxonomy places the organism in Eukaryota, Metazoa, Chordata, Aves, Gaviiformes, Gaviidae. The transcript has 10 exons.